Messenger RNA from Colletotrichum godetiae, 977 nucleotides. RefSeq lists its product as uncharacterized. The coding region runs from base 35 to 706 and encodes 223 amino acids. The transcript is spliced from 2 exons. Lineage: Eukaryota; Fungi; Ascomycota; Sordariomycetes; Glomerellales; Glomerellaceae. The record is from RefSeq and is a predicted model, not a curated record.
CGCUGAACGGCUACGAUGUUAUCCGCGUGGAACCAUGAAUAUAUGUAGUUCUUCAAACACCGCGACAUCAGCUGCAAACAGUAGCGUGUUCCAGUCGAGGGGCUUAUGUGCCCAAUUUUGCGAUACUUGGGCUUUCGCCAUUUUGCAACAAUCCCAAUGCUGGUGUUCCAGUGAGUCUCCCGUCUCGGGACUAACGGAGGCAUCGUCAUGCGACUCCCCAUGUCCCGGGUACCCGUAUGAGACUUGUGGGGGCAAAGGCCUUUUCAGCUACGUAGCGCUUCACAGAGUCGCCUCGCCCGAUGAUAGCAUCACCUCAACGGCCAGUAUUCCGAGGCAAACUUCGGUGGAGACGUUGUAUGAGACCCGAAUUACUGAAGACACACUCAUCAAGACAGUAACACAGACGGUCACCGUCACUAAAGGCGACAUUGAAGUUCCGUCAGACGCCCCGAAUAUCACGACAACUGCCCUUUCAUCGACAGGAUCAGCAGCGCCAGCUUCUAGUGAGAAGCUCAACCGAACACAAAUUGCCGGCAUAAUUGGGGGAGCCCUCGCCACAACGUUGAUAGUGUUAGUCAUUGGUGUAUGGAGCCUUCAUCGGCGGCGGACACCUUUGAAGCAAGAUGACUUGAACACAGGCUCCGUCAGCGAGCUCACACAUUUUCCUGGCAGACUUGGGGUACUGCGUAUUACCAAUCCGGACUAAGGCCUGACUGGGCAUGAACUACUUCAACGGUAGCACUUAGACGAUGGACUGCCAUGACUGUCUCAUCCGAACUUGGAAUUUUUAUACUUGGUCACGAAAUCAACGAACCCUGUUGACUCUACGACAGGCACCUAUCAGACAUGUCUCACGGCUAGCUUGUUAUUGUACAUUUUGGAGUGUAUCAGCUCGGUCUGCAUUUACUUUGUUUGAUCACUCAACCAGGAGGUUACAUUGCAUCACGCUUUUAGUGAUUAUUAUCAUAUCCACAGGC